AAUAUAUUAGGCUACACACCCUCCAGUGAUUUCAUCAUCAUUAGAAUGGCCUCCUUUUGGUAUUGUUCAGCAGUCAUUAUGGUUUUCAUGGCCUCGCCAUUGCUUGCUUUACCAUCUGUACCCAAUCCAAAACCCAGCUCGCCUUUCCAAGAACUCUCCCCUGAAAUUGCUCCAUUAUUGCCUUCUACUGGUGAUAAGAUUCCCUCUGCAACUGGUUCUUCUAUUCCCACCAUUCCUUCCAACCCCAGCCCCCCAAAUCCAGAUGACUUCGAAGCUCUUGGCCCUGAUUCCUCUGCCCUUUCGCCAUUUGGCCUCCCAGGUUCCUUUGCACCUCCUAAUUCCUUGCCUUGCUAUUCAAAUUGGCUUCUUCUUCUUCUCAAUGGCUUAGCACUACUUGCCUUCUCUAUGCACUUACAUUGAUUCUGGAAACAUCUUUCUGCAUAAAGGAGUUCCAAUUCUACUUGUACUUGAUUCAUCAUAUCCCAGAAUGUUUCCCCUUCUUUUUUUACUCUUCUGUUAAUUUCAUUUUUCUGAGUAUAUGGAAAAUGGUACUUUUAGUUUAGCUUCUUUCCGUUCAUCCAUUGCUGGGGAAAUUCAGAUCAUAUUUGUACUAUAAAGCAUAUAUAGAAUAGCGUUUUUCAGUCUUUGAUUUUUGAUUUA
This is a messenger RNA of Cucumis melo (muskmelon), 660 nucleotides long. RefSeq names its product classical arabinogalactan protein 25. The record is from RefSeq and is a predicted model, not a curated record. The coding region runs from base 46 to 420 and encodes 124 amino acids. The transcript has a single exon. Lineage: Eukaryota; Viridiplantae; Streptophyta; Magnoliopsida; Cucurbitales; Cucurbitaceae.